Messenger RNA from Dinoponera quadriceps, 1948 nucleotides. RefSeq names its product 3-oxoacyl-[acyl-carrier-protein] reductase 3, chloroplastic-like. Bases 482 to 1948 code for a protein of 488 amino acids. Lineage: Eukaryota; Metazoa; Arthropoda; Insecta; Hymenoptera; Formicidae. The transcript is spliced from 8 exons. The record is from RefSeq and is a predicted model, not a curated record. Gene Ontology annotation, molecular function: oxidoreductase activity.
AGAGCGUCGAAAGUAGUGAGAAAAGUAAGUUUCACUCGUGAAAAAGUAAGAAAAUAAUGAGACAGCUCUGAAAAACGUGAGUUAAACAAUUCACUGAGAGAGAGAGGAAAGUAUCUAAAAACAAACGAAUAUUUCUCUGACGGAUCCUUACGCGAUGUUUACUUAAAUCGAGCAUUACUUGCUUAAACCGAGCAAAUAAUGCCCGGUUUAAAUCAAGAGAAUUUAGUUCUCUUCCCUCCCGAUGUAUCAGUGUUUCACUCGACCAAGAUCGAGAUUGUGAUUCGAUCUAAUAGGCGAGUGUAGUUAUAAUAUAUUUGAUCGAGGCCAGACAGUGGUCGGCCGUACGACGGUUAUCGGAUUUCGUACCUGCUCGGACGACUGUAAUUUUUCACUUAUUCGCGUCCGGGACGGCAAAGGCUAGUACGAUCCUAUUACGAACGAAAGCUGCGGUCUGCAGUCGCACGGUGGACGUCGCACGAGGAUGGAGCGUUGGGCCGGGAAGAUCGCCGUGGUCACAGGAGCCAGCGCCGGGAUCGGCGCGGCGAUCGCGCGGAGUUUCGUUCGACAAGGUGUGACAGUGGCGGGUUUCGCGAGGAGGGUGGAGAAUAUCAGGGAGAUCGCCGGCAGCCUGGAGGACUCCCCGGGGAAGCUUCAUGCCGUCGAGUGCGACGUUACUAAGGAGGAGAGCGUGGUCGCGGCUUUCGCAUGGGUGAAGGACAAUCUCGGGCCGGUAAACGUCCUCGUGAACAGCGCCGGCAUCACCAAGGAGUCCUCGCUCGCGGACGGGUCCCUGGAGGAAUGGCGGUCUGUGUUCGACGUGAACGUUCUGGGACUCAGUCUGUGCACGCGCGAGGCGGUGCGCAUAAUGCGAGAGAGGACCGACGACGAAGACUCCGUCGUGAUCCACGUGAACAGUCUCGCCGGCGAGAGAUUACCCUUCGUGCCGGGAUUCGGCGCCUAUCCGGCGUCGAAACGCGCCGUUACCGGCCUCGCGCAGUCUUUGCGGCACGAGCUGGCGGGCUCGCGUAUACGCGUCACGAGCAUCAGUCCCGGUUUGGUCGCGACGGAGUUCAUGGCCUCCUACAGCAUGUUCUCCGAGGAGGUGAUGAUGGCGAUGCCGACGUUGAAUCCAGACGACGUAGCGGCAGCAGCGAUUUACGUGCUGUCCAAUCCUCCUCACGUUCUGCGACGAAGCACCCACGACAUGGACCGUCUGAUGAACAAAGUCGUCGUCGUCACCGGCGCCAGUGCCGGCAUCGGUAAGGCGAUCGUCGAGGAGUUGAUCAUAAAGGGAUGCAAGGUCGUCGCCCUAGGCUCUGAAUUGGACAAGCUGAACAUCCUCGUAGAAGAGCUGAAGGACAAGCCUGGCAAGCUCUGUCCUUUUCAAUGCGACAUGUCCGUUCAAAGCGAGAUCGAGCGCACCAUAGUGUGGAUUCAGAAGAACCUGGGUAGCGUGGACAUUCUGAUAAAUAACGCCGGCAUUAACAUCGACUGGUCCUGCGUAAACGGUGGUAUAGAGGAGCUCAAGAAGACUCUCGACAUCAACGUGCUCGGCUUGGCGUACAUUACCAAGCAGAUUCUGAAAUUGAUGAAGGACAAGGAUAUCGACAACGGCUGCAUCGUGAACAUCAACGACGUUUGUGGCCUGAAGUGUCUGCUAGCUUCCGAUCGGCCCAUCUCGCCGGCGUACACCUGCAGCAAGUACGCGUUGACCGCGUUGACCGAGUGCCUCCGUCUGGAAUUGGCGCAGAACGGGUCCAACAUCAAAGUGAUCAACAUCUGCCCGGGUCUGGUGGAGACCGACAUGACCCUGCAGUGGCUGAAGGAGAACCCACGAUUGAGCCUGAAGCCAAAGGACGUGGCCGAUGCGAUCCUCUUCGCGCUGCUGACUCCGGAGACCGUGCUGAUCAAGGACCUCGUCAUCACGCCCAUCCGUGAGAUUAUCUAA